AUUACCGUAUUUGUUUAUUCAGAAAAUAAUGGAAAGAUCCUUAUCAGGGUCGAUACAUAGCUUUGUAAAAGGUAAUGGAUCAAUCUUACAAGAAUGUGAUGUUGAAGAAGGGGAUGAGUAUGAGGCAAUAAAAGUUAAGCAGAAUGUUUGCUAUAUUGUUGCAGCAAUUGUGAUUGAUGACAAUGGAAGAGUACUCAUGGUUCAAGAGGCCAAAGUAUCAUGCUAUAAGAAAUGGUAUUUACCUGCUGGUAGAAUGGAGCCAAAUGAAACAAUAGUUGAGGCAGUGAAAAGAGAAGUUUUGGAAGAAGCUGGACUGGAAUUUGAACCAACUUCAUUAUUAUGUGUUGAAGAAUGUGGUGGACGAUGGGUCAGAUUUGCAUUAGUGGGUAAAGUGACUGGUGGAAAGUUGAAAACAACCGAAGAAGCAGAUGAAGAAUCAUUACAAGCAAUGUGGUGGGAUAGGGAGGAAAAAAUACAGAUCCGAUGUAAAGAUGUUUUGCCUUUGAUAGAACUUGGUGUUAAGCGACAUGAAACAGAUCCUAGCAAAUCUGUGGUUUUGCUUCCUUCACUUGAACCUCAGAAACUACUAUUUAUACGAGCACUCAUGAUAUAUAAACAACCAGCUAAUGAUCAAGAUAUAUCAAUUCUAUUGGAACAAACUUCGUUUGAAAACAGAGAAGAAUCUUCGAACGUUGACGACAAAGGAAAAUACUGUGUCCCUACUUCUCGUAUUCAUCAGGAUGACAUUUCUUUCCAUAGAGCAGUUCAUGCUAUUUGCAAAGAUUUAUUACAACUCAAUCAACACAGUGAUUAUAGCAUAACGAUAUUAGGUGUAAUGAAUAUUGAGCACACAGGAGCAUCAUCAAUGGGACAUGAUGGGUUGGGUGUCAGUAUUAUAGUUGAACUGAAGAUAGAUAACUCUUGUAAUGGGCCUCCAAUUUGCAAACCAAAUUAUAAAUGGGUUAAAUUAAGUGAAUUACCAGUUGAUGAAAAUGUAACACUGUUGAAAAAGAAAUUGAAUCCAUCCAAUCUAAUUCCACUGAGAAGUUUGAAAGCCAAACUGUAAGUCACCAUGGCAGUCUCAUAAGGGUAAUUAUCAACAAACAGUACCUUAUGUGGCCAUCUAAAUCUGUGUCAAAUUAUACACUUGCAGUUCAUAGUUUUAUUCAAGACUGUGGAGACUGGAACAUUUUCAAUUGACCCAGCUCCAAGAAAAUCCAAUUAUACUUUAUCAUAUAUAUUUCCAUUAUCUUCCAUUGAAAGUCCGAAAUGUUGACUCGGACUCCACACCCUGGUUACAUUUGCAGGAGGAACAGCUCGCUAGUACGAAAAAUCAAUCACAAUUCCCGCAGUGGGUAUAUGUAUCUGCUACUUGUUAUGAACUGCAUUACCAAAUCACCGAGCAAAUGUAUAUUUAGCGAUAGUAUAGCACCAACAAAUAAUGUCACAAUAAGGAUUUAUUAAUUUCAUUUUUUGCAUAUACCCGUCACCAAAUUUUGAAAAUGUAAUUGAUAGUGCUGCUGUAUUUUAAUUUUACAGACGGUAAGGUGCAUCGUUAAUAAAUUGGCUUGGAUAGAGAUUUUGUCCAUACAUAAGGUGCACCAGACUCUGAAUGUAGGCAAUGAAGCAUCACAUGAAUCAUACAUUAUGUGCCCACCGCCCAAUCGCUUUUUAAAUGAAAAAUGGUCCGUAAGAUAUGGUACAUUUAAUUUCGUACAGUAUGGAGGAGGUGCUAUUGAAUUUAGGGUGCUCCUGAAGUAUGCGCACCAAGAUGUCACAUAGCCUGAACCCUAACCGUGUACACAACCUGAAGCCAUCUUGGUGCACAUACUUGAGGAUGUCGGAAUUUAAGUGUGGUUUCUAAUGCAUAUUCCAUAUUAGGUUUUACCCUGUGUUAAUUUAUAUAUCCUUACAAUACAUAUAGUUGUAUGUUCACAUCACUGUUCCUAGAAACCUAGAGCACUAUUUAUUCCUAGCUGAAUAUUCACUUUGAUACUUUUGUAGUAGUUGUAGCGUCACUAUGCAUUGUAUUGUACUUUUAAUAUUGUGCUUCGCCCUAAUAAAAGUAUGAACGGUGA
Styela clava is the source of this 2078-nucleotide messenger RNA. RefSeq names its product 8-oxo-dGDP phosphatase NUDT18-like. Gene Ontology annotation, molecular function: 8-oxo-dGDP phosphatase activity; 8-oxo-GDP phosphatase activity. The record is from RefSeq and is a predicted model, not a curated record. Lineage: Eukaryota; Metazoa; Chordata; Ascidiacea; Stolidobranchia; Styelidae.